Molecule: messenger RNA, 4079 nt
Organism: Abrus precatorius (Indian licorice)
Lineage: Eukaryota; Viridiplantae; Streptophyta; Magnoliopsida; Fabales; Fabaceae
Product: DNA polymerase I B, chloroplastic/mitochondrial-like
Exons: 12
Coding region: 243-3449 (1068 amino acids)
Biological process (GO): DNA-templated DNA replication; double-strand break repair
Molecular function (GO): 3'-5' exonuclease activity; DNA binding; DNA-directed DNA polymerase activity
Source: RefSeq, a predicted model, not a curated record
UUUGUACUUGCAUGAAUUUUCAAAGUGCCAGGGUUUAUGACCUCUCUUCUCCUUCUAAUCCCUCUCUUCCUCUCUCUUAUUAUUACCCUCCAAUGGCCUCACUUUGCACUGCCUCACUCACAGAAUGCACCUGUGUUGAUACUGAAAUAAGGCCUUGACCCACCUUUCAUACUUACCCUUUUUGCCACUGCCCUUUUUGUCUCCCAACUCUGGCACACACAAAGCUUGGGAGGCUUGCAGCCAUGGGGGUCUCUUCUCAGAGCACCCCUUUUAGACCUUCUUACUAUUGCCCCUCUUGUUCCCGCCCCUUUCGUGUUGCUCUCUCUUCUUGGUCCCUUUUGUCUCCACCCCACCCCAGGGGAAGAAAAAUCCUAACAAUCCAGACUGCCAACCAUGUCCUUCAACGUAGCACAUUGUCUAGUAAUUCUGUUCAAUUCAGAGAAGGUUUAUACUGUCCAAAGAGAACGUCUUUUGGGUUGAAUAAAUGUAAUGACAUGGAGUAUAGCCGUAUAUCCCCAGUACAUAUUUCAGUUAUGAAAUUUUCAAAUGUGUCAUAUGGCAUGUUGGAGGAAAUGACACAUGAAGAGCUGGGUUCAUUACGUUCCAGUAAUAGACAAGUAAGGAUGGUGGGUUGGGCUCCUCAAAAUUUUGGAUUGCCCAGAACCUCUGCUAAUAAAAAAUGUGGGAAUGAAAGAGACUGGGUUAAGGAAAGUAUUAAAUUGUCUGAAAGAAAAAAGAAUAUGCAUGCUCUGAGUAAGUGCAGUGUUGCAUCUAAUACAAUUACUUCCACUGGUCAGGAACAAGCUGUUUCUGUGAAUGGGGGGCACAAUCUUGUGCAACAGGAUCUUGGUGAACCUGCCUCAUCUUCAGUCAAACAUUCUAUAUUAAACAACUCAAACAUGUUGAUAGACACUAAAAGGGUGGGCACCCAGUUAAAUGUACCUUCAUUAGAGAUCUGUAAAGAGAAAGUUGAUAGAGUUAAUGGCAAUCACAGUUCGGGUACAACUGCAAAGGAUGCAACUAAUGCAACAUCUGUUAAAAAGACACGUAGUAGGGAGGAACAAUCAAAACUUUGUGACAGGCUUUGUAGUAUCUAUGAAGAUGUAUUGGUUGUUAAUGAUAUUUCUCUUGCAGAGAAAGUUGCUAAGAUGCUUACAGUAAAUUACAGGCAUCUUAUUCAUGCAUGUGAUACUGAGGUGGCAAAGAUAAAUGUCAAACAAGAAACACCUGUAGAUCAUGGGGAAAUAAUAUGUUUUAGUAUUUAUUCGGGGCCAGAGGCUGAUUUUGGAGGUGGAAAGUCCUGUAUUUGGGUAGAUGUUCUUGAUGGUGGAGGCAAAGAGAUCAUGAAUAAGUUUGCUAGAUUUUUUCAAGAUUCAUCCAUCAAAAAGGUCUGGCAUAACUAUAGCUUUGACUGCCAUGUUAUACAAAACUAUGGAUUUAAAGUUUCUGGAUUUCAUGCUGAUACAAUGCAUAUGGCAAGACUAUGGGAUUCAUCAAGACGUUGGGUUGGUGGUUAUUCUCUUGAAGCACUCACAGGUGACAGAGAGGUCAUGUCUAAGGCUAAGCUGGACCAUGAAAAGGAUUUGAUUGGUAAAGUGUCAAUGACAACUAUAUUUGGUCAGAAAAAGGUGAAGAAAGAUGGAUCUGAGGGUAAAAUGAUCACCAUUGCUCCUGUUGAAGUGCUGCAAAGAGAUGAGCGUAUACCUUGGAUAUGUUACUCUGUCUUAGAUGCUAGAAGCACUCUGAAGCUUUAUGAGAGCCUAAAGAGUCAUCUGUCAGGUAUGCCCUGGAAUCUUGAUGGAGUACGUGUUUUACACAAAAACAUGUAUGAUUUCUACCAGGAAUAUUGGCAGCCAUUUGGAGAGCUUCUGGUCAAAAUGGAAUCUGAGGGAAUGCUAGUUGAUCAGUUAUAUCUUAAAGAGAUAGAAAAGGUGGCCAAAGCAGAGCAAGAGGCAGCUGUUAAUAGAUUUCGAAAAUGGGCAUCUAGGUAUUGUCCUGAUGCCAAGCAUAUGAAUGUUGGAAGUGAUGCACAGUUGCGUGUACUGCUCUUUGGUGGCACUGUGAACAGAAAAAACCAUAAUGAGGUAAUUCCAACCGAGCGGAUUUUCAAAAUUCCCAAUCUUGAUAAAGUGAUUGAAGAAGGGAAAAAGGCGCCCACAAAAUUUCGUGAUAUCAAGAUGAAUAGCAUUGGAUAUAACCUAAAUGUUGAGACGUACACGGCAAGUGGUUGGCCCUCAGUUAGUGGUGAUGCUUUAAAAAUCCUGGCGGGCAAAGUUUCUGCUGAAUAUGACUUCAAUGAGGAAUGUGACUUGGAUCUUGAAGAUGAAGAUGGAAAUCCUCCUCAAAAUGAAGUUGCACCUGUUGAAAUAGACAAUUCUGCUUAUGGAACAGCUUUAAAUGCUUUUCCAACAUAUGAAGAAGGGAGAGAAGCUUGUCAUGCAAUUGCCGCACUAUGUGAAGUCUGUUCAAUCGAUUCUUUGAUCUCUAAUUUCAUCCUUCCCUUGCAGGGACAUAAUAUAUCAGGAAAGGAUCAGCGUGUUCAUUGUUCCAUAAAUAUCAACACAGAGACAGGACGCUUGUCAGCAAGAAGGCCAAAUCUGCAGAAUCAACCUGCUUUGGAAAAGGACCGGUACAAAAUCCGUCAAGCAUUUAUAGCUGCUCCAGGGAAUUCUCUUAUAGUUGCUGAUUAUGGACAGUUGGAACUUAGAAUUCUUGCACAUCUUGCUAAUUGUAAGAGCAUGUUGGAAGCCUUUGAAGCUGGUGGAGAUUUUCAUUCAAGAACUGCAAUGAAUAUGUACCCAUUUAUUCGUGAAGCAGUUGAGAAAAAAGAAGUUCUUCUUGAGUGGCAUGCUCAGCCUGGUGAAGACAAACCCCCAGUUCCUCUCCUGAAGGAUGCCUUUGCUUCUGAAAGAAGGAAAGCCAAAAUGCUUAACUUCUCAAUUGCAUAUGGAAAAACUCCAGUUGGGCUUUCCAAGGAUUGGAAGGUUUCUGUUAAAGAAGCUAAAAGAACAGUUGACCUUUGGUAUAAUGAUAGAAAAGAGGUGCUUAUAUGGCAAGAGGAACGCAAAAAAGAAGCUUGCGAAUCUCAAUGUGUUCACACAUUGCUAGGACGAGCCCGGCGGUUUCCUAAAAUAGACCCAGCUUACAGCUACCAGAAAGGUCAUAUUGAGCGAGCUGCUAUUAAUACUCCAGUGCAGGGUAGUGCAGCAGAUGUUGCCAUGUGUGCCAUGUUACAAAUAUCCAAUAACAAGAAGUUGAAGGAGCUUGGAUGGAAGUUACUUCUACAGGUUCAUGAUGAAGUCAUAUUGGAAGGGCCAACAGAGUCCGCUGAGGUCGCGAAGGCCAUAGUUGUUGAGUGCAUGUCAAAACCCUUUAAUGGCAAGAACAUUCUUAAAGUUGGUCUCUCUGUCGACGCCAAGUGUGCACAAAACUGGUAUACCGCAAAGUAGGUCAUGAAAUGCCGUGAUGGUUGGUUUUCCACCCUUGAUUUCAUACAAAGGCCAUGGCUGGAUUUGAGAGAGAUGUUUUCUCGUUCAUUUGGCAUUGGUUGUAUCUUGCAUGGUUCCUUUGGUGAGUGUAAUCAAAAGAGGCUUCUAAAGGGUGCCUUCAAUUUUCAUGGGAGUAGUUCUAGUGCCCUUGAUAUUAUCCUCCUUGAUUUGUAGAGGUUUUUGACAUCUUAGGAGGAGUAGGUCUAUUGUGAUGUUUUGGUAAGCAUGGCAUUUUUAACUCUGAAGGAUGAAGCACAAAGGGCCAAAAUCACUGGUGUCGACAUUUGACUGCAUUUUUAGCCGUUCUCCUUUUAUUUUUGAAUGUAUACAUAGAUGUCAUUCCUUGCAUCUUGUACUAACAUGGCCCUCAUGGCUUGAUUCAACUGUAUCAUUUUGUAUUGUAUAUAAUAUGAAAUUUGCUGAAUUUGUAGCUAAUUUUUUUUCUGUACAACUUCAGUAGGAUCCUCAUGAAUUGGUAUUUUUUUAGAAAAUCUAAGUUUUACAUUAAGAAUUUUCAUGCUAAUGGGUUGUAGACGUAGCAAAAUGUACGAUGUGCUUUUGAGAAAGGUGGAAUAUUCAUUCGGUUAGAGC